Trichoderma gamsii is the source of this 3780-nucleotide messenger RNA. RefSeq lists its product as hypothetical. The transcript is spliced from 4 exons. The record is from RefSeq and is a predicted model, not a curated record. Lineage: Eukaryota; Fungi; Ascomycota; Sordariomycetes; Hypocreales; Hypocreaceae. The coding region runs from base 1 to 3780 and encodes 1259 amino acids.
AUGUCGCUAAACGGGUUGGACGAUCCCAAGAUUGUAGAGGCGCAUCAGGCUGGCGUUGCGGAGCCUGGGGGAUGGUUUCUGAUCAAGUAUGCGAGUCGCGACGAAGUCGAGCUGCUGGACAAGGGAAAUGGAGGCAUCACCGAAAUCCGAAACGCCGUCGAGGGCUUUGACGAGAACAGCCCAUUGUAUGGCUUCUUGCGAUACCGGCGAAGGAACGUCAUUGUCAAAUAUUUACCGGAAGACUGCUCUCGACUUAUACAAGCUCGAGUUGCUGUGCAUUUUACCGCCGUCUGCGAACGAUUUUCCCCCUACGAUGCCAUAUACGAGAUUUCUACCGCCGCCGAGUUAAAGGAUACGAAGCUAUCUGCCGCCUGUUCUUUGCAUGCCGCAUCUGGGUCCACAGCAUCCUCUACAAGCUCCCGAAGACGACGGUUGAUGGAAAUCGCCGAAGAGGAGGAAGUUGAGGAACAACGGUCGUCGAAGCGACAGUCCAUAGGAUCGGAACCGGAUGGUGAACGGCCGCAAACACCUGGCGACAAAUCUACAAUCACAGACGAGGUCAAAUUAAACUCUGAACUGGCAACCUCCCCAGAACAUAGCAAAUUUUCAGCCUCAAACACAUCUGAAGUGCCCAAAUUCACGGGCAUUCACGACAGACCAACCUCACCUACGAAAUCAAUCGACACCACCGACAGCCGGUCAGAUAUUUAUAGCUAUUACCCAACAGGUAAACCAAAAGUGAAGCUCGCGCCUCGGCCCAAGGCCGACAUUACGAUUAGACCCCAAGUCGCCGGAAACUUUAGGCCCGUUUCGUCGCUUCCGGUCGGGUACAAGUUGUUUGGAAAGGGAGGGAAGAAGAGCAAGAGCAAGGACGCAGACUCUGCGUCUUUGAUCCAGGAAGAGACUCCCGAGAUGGAGCCAAUCGCCGAUGCUGCCCGUGCGUCAAACGAUGCGUUAGGAAUCAGUGGCGAUACCUCACGACCCUCCACAGCCACUGGUGCCGAGACGCUGUCCGUACCAGCGGUGCCAGCGAAACCUACCAUUACGCCCGAGAAAGCUAGGCUUAUGAAGGCCAUGAAGCUGAGAGAAAAGAAGAAGAAGCAGCAGGAGUUGCUGAAGCAACAGUCCGCAGAAGGGGCAAUACCCGGCGCCGAAGAAAAAGUUAUGGUGUUGAGGGGAGGGGAGGAUCCAGACUUUGAGCACUCUUCGCACAUUCAUGAUGAUGACGAUGAUGACGACGAAGAAGAAGAGGAUGAAGAGGAUGAAAUCCAGAAGAGCGAAGAAAUCGACGAUCGAGCGGCAUCCAUUAGCCAUGCGGAUUCCGGCGUUGUUUUGAGUAAUUUCUCGUCGUUGUCCCCGCUUGCCCAAAUUGAUGAAGUCUCUGAGGAGACUGCUCGAUCAGAGUCUCUAGCGCAAAGUUCAACAGUUGCCUCUUCGGAGCAUGAUGAGUCGACUCCUGCGUCUUCACUUUCGGAUUCCACAGAUGAGACUGUCCAUGGCGCUGUCACCGCAUCAAAGCCAGGGGUUGUUGAUGUUGGAAAGUCAGAGGCAAAAGAAGGCAAAAUCACGUCGUCGUCAUCGCCAUCAUUGUCGUCUGCCGCUGCUGCUGCAUCAUUACCAGAAGAAAAGAAAUCAAGCGCGGUCUCAACCAGAGAUAAUGCCAUUUCAGUCGCAUCGGAAUCCACCACAGCUAUAGCAGCUGAGGAAGCUACUGGGGCCGCUAAUAAGGGAUCGGCUAAGCCCGAAAAUGAAAAGGAGAAAAAAGGGAUUGCAGAGCCAAUUUCUCAGUUCUCGGCGCAUAUUCCGACGUCAAAAGCCCCACCAGCUGCAUCAUUAAAAGGCAUGGGAUCUGGUGCAGCCGAGAUUCCACUCAGCGACACCCCCGGCGAUGUUGCGCAGGCAGCAAACAAAGGGGAAUUACCGCCAGUAAAAGCUGCUCCACUGCCUUCUGGGUCUAAACUCUCAACGCAAGAUUUGGUCGACACUGCAGAAUCGGCCGCCAAAACCACCGUAGCGACGACGCCUUUGAUGGAUCGCCAGCCCGAGGACCCAUCGUCCGCGGCGCAGGAAUCGAGUCCAGCAGCAGAGACGGCUAAUGAGGCCGCGGCCACUCCCGACGAGCCCAAAGCAGGAUCCAAACCCUCGGCUAGCAGUCCACCACCGAUCCAGACAGAUCGGACGACGGAGCCCAAGCAGCAGGCCGCAGCGGAAAAGCAUGACGAUCGCGAUGCCGCUGCAGCUGCAGCUGCGCACGCCAGCAAGGAGGCGACUCAGCGCGGCGACGCAACGGUGCAGAAUGAUAAUAAGCCAAUGAGUGCCACCAAAUCUCCGCCCACCCCUGUCUUCCCCAGUGCUACAAUUGCGAAUGGCCCGCUAGGCGCAAGAGCUCCACAGGCGCACACUGUUCGAACAGUCUCUAAUCCUGUCCGUGGCAACUACAUCGCUCCGACAGAUGUAACUCAGUCUACGGCGCGUUCUCUGAGCUCCGGCGCAGCUUUCCUACACAAAAUCACGCAGCAGCAGUCGGCCAGCCUCGCCACCAUGAAGCCCACCGUCGGGUCGAGCAUCUCGCAGCGCAUCAAGGCGCUCGAGAAGCUCUCAGCGACAUCAGGUGAUCAGGCUCGUCCGGAAAGUCGAGAGCGCCCUCAGUCGACUUUUUUCGCCGUCCAGAAGAGGGACACGUCCCGACCGCCGUCCGUGAUGGACAGGACAAAGUCGCUCAAGGGGAGGGCCGCAUCGCCAACGCCGUCGCAGGAUGAGUUUCCGCUGCCGCUGGACACGGGCCGAGUGCGCCUGCAGAGAUCGGGCUCCGUCGUCAGUCGGGUUUCCAUGUUUGAGCCCCUCGUCGCACCGUCGAGCGCAAACAGCCUAGCACCGGGACCUCAGUCGCGAGGACGACCAGAAUCGAUUGCCGUUACGCCGAGAAUGUUGCGAGACCCGAGCCUAGCCUCGAGGCAGGAUGCCUCUGAGUACGGCUAUCAGCAGCAGCAGUUCGCGGGUGACCACGACGACUCUGGACGGAGGUCGAGGUCUCUCGAGCGCGACGGCGAGGAUGACAUGGGUAGGCGAUCCUCGCUAAAUACGGUUAAGGGUUUCUUCAAAGACCCGCGGAAGUCGGUGACUGUCUCGACUAACAUGCGCCAAACGAUAGUUUCUAGGACAACAACACAGUCGCCCAGCAGCCGGCGCUCAAUCACUCUUGAUCGCGAUAAUCUAGCUAACUCUAGUGUGACGGAGGAUUCAUAUUCUGGCGAUGAGAAGGACAGGAAGUCGUCCCGUGCCGGACGCUUCAUGCGCAAACUCUCCAACUUUUCCACGGGCUCGUCCAAGAGCAAGACUUCUUCGGUAGAAGACAGCAUCAACACCACUGCCACCAGCAUCACCACCGCAGCCAGCACUGCUGCCCCUACACAGGCCCGCAAGGUUGCUCCCCCGGCUUCCUCUGGCGACGCGGCCAUCGUAUCGGACCUGGGCGACGUCAACGUCCAGUUCCCGGACAGUCUGCUGUGGAAGCGACGAAACCUGUGCCUCGACGCCCAGGGCUUCAUCAUUCUCGCCGCGGGAACGCAGAGCGGGCGCGCCGUCGUGGGACCCAAGCGGUAUUUUUUGGGCGAGUUUCGACAGCCGUACACGCCGGACGUGGAGGUGCAGGAGCUGCCAAAUAGUGUGGUGUUGGAUUUUGUGGAGGGGACGGCGAUUCAGUUGGCGUGUGAGGAUAGGACGGGACAGCUUAAUGUGCUGCAUGUCUUGCAAGCUGCUCAUGCUAACUAUAGCCGAUAA